Molecule: messenger RNA, 969 nt
Organism: Cynocephalus volans (Philippine flying lemur)
Lineage: Eukaryota; Metazoa; Chordata; Mammalia; Dermoptera; Cynocephalidae
Gene: FAM43B
Product: family with sequence similarity 43 member B
Exons: 1
Coding region: 1-969 (322 amino acids)
Source: RefSeq, a predicted model, not a curated record
AUGCUGCCCUGGAGACGCAACAAAUUUGUGCUGGUGGAGGACGAGGCCGAGUGCAAGGCGAAGAGCCUGAGUCCAGGGCUCGCCUACACGUCGCUGCUCUCCAGCUUCCUGCGCUCCUGCCCGGACCUGCUGCCCGACUGGCCGCUGGAGCGCCUGAGCCGCGUGUUCCGCAGCCGGCGCCAGAAAGUGGAGCUCAACAAGGAGGACCCGACCUACACCGUGUGGUACCUGGGCAACGCCGUCACCCUGCACGCCAAGGGCGACGGCUGCACCGACGACGCCGUGGGCAAGAUCUGGGCGCGCUGCGGGCCGGGCGGGGGCACCAAGAUGAAGCUGACGCUGGGGCCGCACGGCCUCCGCAUGCAGCCGUGCGAGCGGGGCGCCGCUGGGGGCUCGGGGGGCCGCAGGCCGGCGCACGCCUACCUGCUCCCGCGCAUCACCUACUGCACGGCGGACGGGCGCCACCCGCGCGUCUUCGCCUGGGUCUACCGCCACCAGGCGCGCCACAAGGCCGUGGUGCUGCGCUGCCACGCCGUGCUGCUGGCGCGGGCGCACAAGGCGCGCGCCCUGGCACGCCUGCUCCGCCAGACCGCGCUGGCGGCCUUCAGCGACUUCAAGCGCCUGCAGCGCCAGAGCGACGCGCGCCACGUGCGCCAGCAGCACCUCCGCGCGGGGGGCGCCGCCGCCUCGGUGCCCCGCGCCCCGCUGCGCCGCCUGCUCAAUGCCAAAUGCGCCUACCGGCCGCCGCCGACCGAGCGCGGCCGUGGGGCGCCGCGACUCAGCAGCAUCCAGGAGGAGGACGAGGAGGAGGAGGCGGAGGACCCGGAGGAGCGCGAGAGGCCCGAGGUGCUCAGCCUGGCCCGGGAGCUGAGGACGUGCAGCCUGCUGGGCGCCCCGGCGCCUCCGCCGCCCGCGCAGCCCGGCCGCUGGAAGGCCGGCCCCAGGGAGCGGGCGGGCCAGGCGCGCUGA